UCUGGAAUUGGUGUUAGUGAAUUGUGUACACUCUUUGCGUUUGAGGUUGAUGCACAGCAAGAAAUUUGUUGAAACUUGUUUUGGUUCGACAUUCGAUAAAAAUAAAAACGAACUAUAAUAACAACAGCAAUAACAAGACUGUUACUAACACGUGGUGCGGAUGAGGAUUUUUUUUCUUUGUGCCCAAUUGGAAAAAUGAGAUACACGUUCGGCGUGUAGUAUUUUGUGGUUCAUUGUCACGGUUAGAAAUAGAAAUGUGGAGUACGAUUUAUAUUGGUUUGGCAAUUAUUUGCCUGCAGUACAGCAAUGUCAAUGCACUGGAUAACGGUCUAGCGUUACGUCCGCCAAUGGGAUGGAUGAGCUGGCAACGCUAUAGAUGUAUCACCGACUGUGAUACAUAUCCAGAUGAAUGCAUCAGUGAAUGGCUGUUCAAAAAUGCAACUGAUCGCAUUGUUGAGGAUGGUUACAAGAAGGCUGGCUACAAAUAUGUUAUAAUUGAUGAUUGUUGGAUGGAAAUGGAAAGAGAUCCAAACACCAAAGAGCUUGUACCCGAUCGAAAACGUUUUCCCAGCGGAAUGAAAGCUUUGGCCGAUUAUGUUCAUUCAAAAGGUUUGAAAUUUGGAAUUUAUGAAGAUUAUGGCACGCACACGUGCAUGGGAUAUCCUGGCGUCAUCAAUCACAUGGAAUUGGAUGCAAAAACAUUCGCCAAAUGGGAUGUUGAUUAUGUCAAAUUGGAUGGAUGUUACGCUGAUAUUCAUGACAUGGACAAGGGAUAUCCAGAGUUUGGACGAUUAUUGAAUGCAACAGGACGCCCCAUGGUGUACAGUUGCAGUUGGCCGGUUUAUCAAGAAGAGAAAGGUCUUAUGCCCAACUAUGAAGCGUUGAAAAAACAUUGUAACUUAUGGCGAAACUGGGAUGAUAUUCAAGAUUCGUAUGAAUCACUCAACAAAAUCAGUGAUUAUUUUGCAGUGAAUGCAUCACGAAUUCAACCGCAUGCCGGGCCUGGACAUUGGAACGAUCCCGAUAUGUUACUCAUCGGAAACUACGGACUAACGGUGGACCAAAGUGAAUCACAGAUGGCAAUUUGGGCAAUUUUAGCUGCACCACUUUUAAUGUCAAAUGAUUUGAAGAAUAUUCGACCCGAAUUUCGUGAAAUUCUUAUUAAUCCACAAGUGAUUGCAGUGAAUCAAGAUGAACUGGGUAUUCAAGGAAAACGGCUCAAGGUUGAACGAAAAAUUGAGACGUGGGUCAGACCGAUAACACCAGUUGUAAAUGGAUUGCAUUCGUAUGCUGUUGCUUGGGCUAGUAAACGUGAUGAUGGUUCACCAUAUGCAACAAAAGUUAAAUUAAGUGAUUUAGGAUUAACAAGUGCUAAAGGCUAUAAAAUUACGGAUUUGUUUAAUGAAGAGAAUGUGCUCAACGAUGUUUACAAUGUAAAUCACAAUAUUUCGAUUCGAAUCAAUCCAUCAGGUGUUAUUUUCUAUAAAUUCACACCAGCCGAAUAACGGAAAAACAAAUACAAUUUACUUCAAUUGUUUUAGAUAAAAAAAGACUUUCUUCAAUUGUUUGUUCAUUGCAUGUAUUAUGUCACAUUAAAAUGAUUUUUUUUAUUAAAUUUAAAAUGAAACAAAAAACAAA
Molecule: messenger RNA, 1638 nt
Organism: Contarinia nasturtii (swede midge)
Lineage: Eukaryota; Metazoa; Arthropoda; Insecta; Diptera; Cecidomyiidae
Product: alpha-N-acetylgalactosaminidase
Exons: 9
Coding region: 255-1505 (416 amino acids)
Biological process (GO): glycosylceramide catabolic process; glycoside catabolic process; oligosaccharide metabolic process
Cellular component (GO): cytoplasm
Molecular function (GO): alpha-galactosidase activity
Source: RefSeq, a predicted model, not a curated record